AUGCUGCGACACUCCUGUCUGAAGGCUUUCACUGCCCUAUCACCGCCCCGAUUCUCGCUCCUCGCCCCCAGACGACCUUACUCGGCCGUCACCGCCCUCCCACGAUGUGAGCGCAUCGAGAUCCCCUGUCGGUCAAACGGCUCCAUUACGGUUGACGUAUUCCACGCAUCAGCAUCUAAAGCUCCGGUCCUGCUUUACCUGCCUCCAGGACCAGUAGUGCCAGAGAGCUCAGAUGAAGACACACGCGUUAUCACAACGCUAAAAGAGUCAAGUUCUGGGACUAUCGUGCGUGUCAACUACCGCGCGUCGUCGGCGCAUCAGUAUCCGACCCCAUGUCACGAUGUGCUGCUUGGCUACGAUUGGGUCCGCGAGCAUAUCCUUAUCGAUGAAUUCGAACGGCCUUAUCUGGCUCGCAUGGGUGUAUGCGGAGAACUAGUCGGCGGCUCAUUGGCAACGAUGCUGGCUCUGACAGAGUGUCGUGUUGGGGAGAGUCGAAUCGGCGCUGCAGCCAUCAACAAUCCGAUUGUAGACUGGGUGUUCCCAGACGAGCUCCCAGUCGUCCAGCCGGAGGAUCUGCCCGAGCCGCAAUAUGGCGACGAAACCCAACUUCCAGCUGAUGAAGACAUGGCUGGUUCAUUGGCGAUUCGCGAGGCCAUAGAGAAUCUGCAAACUGGAAAGAAGCGUGGCAGGAAGCGAUUGCCCAAAACACCGCCGCCGACAUCUUGGCAAGCUUAUGGAGAGAACGGAAUCAUACCCACGAUGAUUUUGUCGGAAAGGCGUGACGUUCUAUUUAGGAAGCCGCAAGACUACUUCGAUCGAUUUGCAUCUCCACUGCACUUCUUCCGUUCCCCUCAUGCGCAACUUACCCUGCCGCCGCAAGACGACAUCUUCGCAUCACAGCAACCAGACGAGCUCCUCGACAUCGAGACUCAGAUGGCCAUGAAUCACUAUGCGACUUUCGAGGAUGCCAUCAAAGCCCCACCAGCGGUACCAACGCUGAGCAGAUGUCGUGCCUACGCCCGCAACUACCCUCCAGCAGGUACCAGACUGAGUCUGCCGAUAUGGAACGUCACAACUGGACUGCAGAGUCCGCUCAACGAUACCACAAACGAUCUAGCCAAGCACCUUCGACGCAGCAUCGCCCGCCAAAUUCUGAAGACGCAUUCUGGGCGAUCCCGCUGGCACGACGCAGCAGAGAAGAAGCAAUACGAAGAAAUCGCCCAAGACAGAGUCGAACUAACCUCCUACGAAGGCGUCGGACUCUGGUCUCAACAAGACCCCGAUCCAGCAACGCGUCCACGAAUAGAAGAAAUCGGAGCAUGGAUGAAACGACAAUUACAACCUGGUUCCUUCUAG
Messenger RNA from Alternaria hordeiaustralica, 1356 nucleotides. RefSeq lists its product as uncharacterized. Gene Ontology annotation, molecular function: hydrolase activity. The coding region runs from base 1 to 1356 and encodes 451 amino acids. The transcript has 2 exons. Lineage: Eukaryota; Fungi; Ascomycota; Dothideomycetes; Pleosporales; Pleosporaceae. The record is from RefSeq and is a predicted model, not a curated record.